Paramisgurnus dabryanus is the source of this 465-nucleotide messenger RNA. RefSeq names its product formation of mitochondrial complex V assembly factor 1 homolog (gene fmc1). NCBI's taxonomy places the organism in Eukaryota, Metazoa, Chordata, Actinopteri, Cypriniformes, Cobitidae. Gene Ontology annotation, cellular component: mitochondrion. The record is from RefSeq and is a predicted model, not a curated record.
UUGUGACUCUGUGUUUGACUGCUUCGGUCUGUCGGUGUUCAUGAUGGCGUCUGUGACCUCUCCGCUGCGCGCGUGUCGCGGUAUAUUGAAGGAGAUUCGGUUCGUAAAGGGUUCUGGAUACAGACAAACUCUCGUUUAUAAAUAUGUGCUGGAUCAUUUCAGAAGAAAUCAGGUGACAGGCGCACAGUACUGCCGCGCGCACAUGGAUGCUCUUCACGCCGCGUCCACGUAUCAGUGUCUGCUAACGUCCACGCGCAUGCACCUGCAGCUGCACCAGGUGUAUCACGCGCGAGGUGAGCGCGAUCAGGAGCAGAUGGCGAGACUCGUGGGACUGCAACUUCCGACACAACCCGGCGGGAAGGGCUGGGAGACGUAAAGACUGCGCAUGCGUGUGUGAAACUGUGGACUAAAAUGUAAAAUAACCUUGUGGAAAUCAAUUAUUAAAAGCCAGUUUAUGAAAAGUCA